Messenger RNA from Malassezia globosa CBS 7966, 1449 nucleotides. RefSeq lists its product as uncharacterized. The record is from RefSeq and is a predicted model, not a curated record. The transcript has a single exon. Lineage: Eukaryota; Fungi; Basidiomycota; Malasseziomycetes; Malasseziales; Malasseziaceae. The coding region runs from base 1 to 1449 and encodes 482 amino acids.
AUGGGCACACUUUUUGCAACUCAGGAAGGCCUACUAGCGGCCAAGGGAGAUAAAUCAGACAUCGUGGCCCGCAAGCUAUUUGUUUGGGGCACAGGCGAAGCAGGCCAGCUGUCGCUCGGCGGUCCUGAUGACGAUAAUAUCCACAAACUUACAAAACCGAAACCAUUUGGCAACAAGGGCAUCUCCGCCGAUACGGAUGCGGGCGAACUUGGUCCCGGUGGCCCAGAGGUAAUUGCUGCUGGUGGCAUGCAUUCUUUACUGAUUGAUGCAAAUGGUCGAAUUCUAUCGUGCGGAAGUGAUGAUCAUGGUACACUUGCGCGUCAGUACCGCGACUCAGAUGAGUCUGAAGACGACUUUUAUUACGUGCUGCGCCCAGUGGAAGGCAUUUCACCUAGUGGAAAGGGUGUGCCAUCAGAGCAGGGGAAAGUACGUCGCUUCCGCGCGACUCGUGUCGCAGCUUCCGACGGAUGCAGCAUCGCACUCAAUGCAGAUGGCGAGCUGGUGUCGUGGGGUCAUUUCAAGGAUGGCGAAGGCAAAGUAUGCUUUGCCGACACGGAUGCUGACAAUGCUCCCCGUGAGCAGUGGACACCUGUCCCGGUGCCGUCGCUGGAAGAUGUGCGCUUUGCGCAGGUUGUGUGCGGUGAGAACCAUGUCCUUGCAUUGACGCUGGAUGGGCGUGUGUAUUCAUGGGGACUCAACAGCAUGUCUCAACUGGGCCGGUUCGCCAACUUGUACCACGUUCGUGCUCGCUUCUUGAAGCGUGACCCUCCAGCCAGUAUGCUUCUGACGCCUGAAGCGAUUCCUGAGCUAAAAAACAUUGUACGCCUCGGAUGUGGUUUGAACACAAGCUUUGCUGUAGACGCCGACGGUCGUGUGUUUGCAUGGGGCCUCAAUACCCGCGGCCAAACAGGUACGGGCCUGAAGAAGGACAAAGUCACACGUCCAACACGCGUCAAGGCCCUCGAUCCUCAUCGUGUAGGUGGCGCACGUGUCGUCCAAGUGGCAGGUGGCGAGUUUCACACGGCGUUUCUUCUUUCGAAUGGCGAUGUCUGGAUCUGUGGUGAUGGUGAUGAAGGCAAACUCGGUUUGCCCGAGACGCAUGAGGCGAUGUCCAAGUCACCGUCGUCAUCUACGAAUGAUCCUAUUGAGCCUGUGCAGCUUCGCACACCUGUGCAUGUGCCGAUGCCAGGCACAGAUGCUCGUGCACAUAUUAUUGGCAUUGCUGCGGGCAUGCGCUUCACGUUUGCCCUGGCUAAGGAUGGCACGCUGUACUCAUGGGGCACGACGUCUGACGAAGCUAUGGGCCAGCCUGCCGAGACAUGGGGUGAUGAUCAAAGCAAGUCAGUGCCAACUCCUGUGCCCAUGCCAGGAGAGCCAGGAUCAUGGCAGAUUGUUAGCGUAGCUACAGCUGGUCAGCACUCAUUGGCUUUGGCGGUUCGAGCGGCGUGA